ACUCAGCAUAUGCGCACUUAGGGCCUUCCCUUGGAUAAUUUCCUCAGUAUUUAAUAUAUCGGAACUAUUUAAUUUCCUCAGUAUUUUGCUCAACUACGUCACUCUCGGCAAAAGGCCUGAAACCGUAGCGCCCGCCAGAAGCCGUCCACCGCCAUACCACCUCCGCGACCUUGUCUUCAUCAAAUUCAUCAUCAAUCAAACUCACAACACCGAAAAAUGGUAAAUACAGUAAAGAAUUUGCUGCUGCGCUUGUGAUGAAUAAUAGACUGGCUGAUAACUGAAGAAGAAGAAAUGGGGCAUAGUUCGAAGAAAAAGAAGAAGCGCGGAGGCGCCCGAAGGGCUCCAUCAAAGGAUCACAAUUCUCUUGCUGCUGAUAAUUCCGAGCUUAUUGGUGAAGAAAUCACCGCAUUGUGUGCUAUAUUUCAAGAUGAGUGUGAAGUUGUUUCCGGAUCACCACCACAAAUUCAGAUUAAGCUCAGGCCAUACUCAAAGGAUACAGGAUAUGAUGAAUCAGAUAUUUCUGCUCUUCUUUCUGUAAGGUUUUUAUCUGGCUACCCCAACAAAUGCCCAAAGUUGCGUAUAAUUCCUGAGAAAGGAUUAUCAGUGGUAGAUGCGGACAAUCUUCUGUCCUUGCUUCAUGAUCAAGCAAAUUCUAAUGCUCGUGAAGGGCGUGUAAUGAUUUACAAUUUGGUGGAGGCUGCUCAAGAAUUUUUGUCUGAAGUUGUUCCUCAAGCAGAAUCACGUGAAUCUGCUAUAUCCCAAGCCACGGACAGGAGUACCUUGCUAUCUCGCAAGGAUUUGGCAGUUUCCAGAAUCAUGAUGUACUCUUGUAAAGGACCUUUUGUAUAUGGUUAUAUAGAUCUUUUUAGUGGUUGUGGUGAAUCAUGGCAUUGGAGCCUGGGAAUGGAACAAAACUCUGGUCUAAAAACUAAAGUAUCUUCUAAUACCUUCGAGCAUUCCAAAGUUGGACAUCAGAAUGCAGAUAACAAAAUUGGGAAGAAGUCAGUGGAACUUCAGGGUGCUAAGCAAGAAUUUGCGCAAAACCCUGCAUUGAAACUAGUCACUGUUAAAGAGGAGAGUGAGGAUGAGAUCAAGAGUACUGAUUCAAGUACAACUCUAUCUUGUGGAACAGUCAAAAGUGGUAGUGUUGGUAACAUAAAGGAUAUUUUUGUGGAGGAGAAUCUAACAGAAACAACUGAUGAAGAUCAAUUAAUAGAACCUUCAGAUUCAGUGUCUUCAAAAUCUGUUAUCAAUCACCAAUUAUCUCAGACUAUGAGAACAGAUUUAAUUAUGGUUCACCUACUUCGCCUUGUUUGCGCACCCAAAGGGCCUCUAGGUGAUGCUUUGGUGCAAAUCACAUCAGAGCUGUACAACCUAGGGAUCGUAUCUGAGCAUGUGCGUGAUCUGACAAUUGAACCAUCUCCAGUUUUUGAGAAGGCUUUUAAUCAUGUUUUCGCUCAGCAUAGGGUCUCAUCAAAGAUCUCUCAGUUUUGGAGAACUGCUUCUGAUUUUGAAGGACAGAAUUCUUCAUCCACGUCAAGUUCCCGUUAUCUAAGUGAUUUUGAGGAACUCCAGCCCCUUGGUCAUGGAGGAUUUGGUCAUGUUGUGCUGUGUAAAAAUAAGAUAGAUGGCAGGCAAUAUGCUGUCAAGAAAAUACGCUUGAAGGACAAGAGCCUGCCUAUAAAUGAUCGCAUAUUGAGGGAAGUUGCUACUCUGUCACGGUUGCAGCAUCACCAUGUUGUGCGUUACUACCAGGCAUGGUUUGAAACAGGAAUUGCUGGUUCUUUUGGUGAUGCAACCCAGGGCUCAAAAGCCACCAUGAGCUCCACUUUCAGCUACAUGGAUGGAAGCUCAUCUGAUAUUUUUGGGCUGGAAACUAAGCUUGAUUCGACUUACUUGUACAUUCAAAUGGAAUACUGCCCCAGGACACUGCGCCAAAUGUUCGAAUCUUAUAAUCAAUAUAAUCAAUUUGAUAAGGAGCUUGCCUGGCAUCUGUUUCGCCAAAUUGUUGAAGGCCUGGCACACAUACAUGCCCAAGGAAUAAUUCAUCGUGACUUGACUCCUAAUAACAUCUUUUCUGAUGCUCGCAAUGACAUUAAAAUUGGAGAUUUUGGUCUUGCCAAGUUCUUGAAGUUGGAGCAAGUGGAGCAGGAUGUUGAUGCCACAGAAACAGUUGGAGUUUCAGUUGAUGGUACUGGCCAAGUUGGCACAUAUUUCUACACUGCACCUGAAAUAGAGCAAGGGUGGCCAAAGAUAAAUGAGAAGGCUGACAUGUAUAGUCUAGGAGUUGUAUUUUUCGAGCUCUGGCACCCUUUUGACACAGCAAUGGAAAGGCACAUUGUCCUUUCUGAUUUGAAACAGAAGGGAGAGCUUCCUUCUGCUUGGCUAGCUGAUUUCCCAGAACAGGCGUCUUUGUUAAGACUUCUGAUGUCACCAAGUCCAUCUGAACGUCCGUCAGCUGCAGAACUUCUUCAGCACGCUUUUCCUCCCCGAAUGGAAUAUGAGCUUUUGGAUAAUAUUCUCCGAACAAUUCAUACCUCUGAAGACACUGGUGUGUAUGACAAAAUUGUAAAUGCUAUUUUUGAUGAGGAGCUUUUGAGUACAAAGGAACAUGAGAGUGUUGAGAGAUUGAAAUUGCUUGGAGGUGAUAUCUCAUCUGUCCUAUUUUCGGAUGUUGAUACCAGUAACCGUGAUCAUGUAUUGGAGGUGGCUGCUGGAGUGUUUAGACAACAUUGUGCAAAGCAUCUAGAGGUUAUACCAAUGCACAUGUUGGCUGAUUCUCGACAGCUAAAUAGGAAUACUGUGAAACUUUUGACCAAUGGAGGAGACAUGGUUGAGCUUUGUCAUGAGCUUCGCUUACCUUUUGCCAACUGGAUAAUUGCCAAUCAGAAAUCCUUCUUCAAACGGUAUGAAAUAUCGUAUGUAUAUCGAAGAGCAAUUGGUCAUUCACCACCAAAUCGGUAUCUUCAGAAAUCAAAUCCUCCAGGUGCAGUUGGGACUAGUCUUGCUUUGGAGACAAUUUUGUUGCAUAGUACUAUGAUGGAUACGAAAAUUUAUAGACAUGAUGUUGGUAUCGAGGUUCUUGUUUGCUCAAGAGGAGGAGGUGGUUUACUAGUAGAGCGCAUGGAACUAGUGGCUGAGCUAUGGCAGCAGAAUAUCAAGACUCAGUUCGUCCCCAUAUGUGAUCCAAGCCUCACAGAACAGUAUGAAUAUGCCAACGAGCAUGAUAUCAAAUGUCUUGUGAUCAUCACUGACAGUGGUGUAUCCCAAACAGAUUCAGUUAAGGUGCGGCAUCUUGAGCUGAAGAAGGAGAAGGAAGUUCCGAGAGAAGAACUUGUCAAGUUUCUCUCUGAGGCAAUGGCAACUCAAUUUAAAAACCCAUCCAUCUGGAACUAGAACAGAUUACUUGAACUCAUUGCUACCAGGUUUUUAAAGCCACUUCAUAGUGUUCGUAGUUCUUUCGUACAAUAAAGUUUGCAAGAUGUUUGCCAUUAUUUUAGAAACCUAAGUUCCUGCAGCAUAACAUUUCAAGCCAUGUGUUUGUUACUCCAUGUUGUUCCUGGGAAAGCUGUCUAUCAUAGGUUAAAAUAAGGGCAUGGAGAAGAGAGAAAAAGAAAAUAAAAAGAAAGAACAAAUGGCCUUUCUGACAUGUUAGUUUACGUUUGAACAUCUAGUGAUUUCCCAAAUCCUAUUGGAGCUUUUGCUUGCUUUUUUAC
Messenger RNA from Coffea arabica (coffee), 3716 nucleotides. NCBI's taxonomy places the organism in Eukaryota, Viridiplantae, Streptophyta, Magnoliopsida, Gentianales, Rubiaceae. The record is from RefSeq and is a predicted model, not a curated record.